AUGCAGAUCGCGUACCUCCAGCUGCUGCAGCAGCAGCAGCAGCAGUUGCACGCGCUGCAGCAGCAGGCGGCACAGCAGCAGCAGCAGCAGCAACAGCAGCAACAGCAGCAUCAGCAUCAGCAGCAGCAGCAGCAGCAGCAGCUGCGGACGCUGCAUAAGGAGGCUCUCCUGCAGCAGCUGGUGGCGGGCGACGUGCCAGCGGGCAUGCUGCUUGGCGGCAGUGGCGGCGUCAUGUUGCCAGCAUCAGGGCCGCUGCCGCCAAUGAUAUCCGUCUCUAACGACGAGAACCUCUGGUCUGCCACUGGCAGCCUCCUGCUGUCCUACAGCCCAAUGGACGCCGGCGGUAUGUCAGGGACUGGCGCUUUCCUGCUGGGCGGCAGCGCGGCAAACUUGCCAGCGGCGCCGGGCACUCUUCUCGGUGGCUUGGAGAUCCUGUCGAGCAGCAACAACGCAAGCCUGUUUACCGACGUGCACUCCGAUGCGCGCUCCGCAAAGGGUUUUGACGCUGGCUUGCAGCAGCAGCAGCAGCAGCAGCAGCAGCAGCAGCAGCAGCAGCAGCAGCAGCAGCAGCAGCAGCAGCAGCAGCAGCAGCAGCAGCAGCACCACCACCACCACCACCACCACAGCGGCGCUGGGACCAAUCUGUCGGCACCUGCGAGCAUCAACCCAAAUGCGCCAGGCGCGGUGGGCGUCGGGGUGGUGUCAACGAUUGAUGAACAGAUGGGGGUGGGGGCCUUUAGCCUGCGCUCAGCGCCUGGACCCUACAAUAUGGGGGCGAGUGGCAUCCAGUGGGCGGGUCGCAUCCAGUGGUGA
This is a messenger RNA of Monoraphidium neglectum, 813 nucleotides long. RefSeq lists its product as hypothetical. The coding region runs from base 1 to 813 and encodes 270 amino acids. Gene Ontology annotation, cellular component: nucleus. The record is from RefSeq and is a predicted model, not a curated record. The transcript has a single exon. NCBI's taxonomy places the organism in Eukaryota, Viridiplantae, Chlorophyta, Chlorophyceae, Sphaeropleales, Selenastraceae.